GGUUGGGCUCCUUCCGUCGCCGCGCUUCUCUCGGGGCCGCCCGCUGCGAGUAGCGGCGAUGUCCAGCCUGGCCGCUCAGGACGCCUACCUGCAAGGCUUGGCGAGGAAGGUCUGCGCGCAGAACGCCCCGGAAUCGCGGAAGAGGAAGUUCGUAUCGAAGUCAGGCCAGCCAGAUGAUGCUGGCAGGCAGCUCAAGAAAAAGAAGAGAAGGAAGUCCAGGAAGCAAGUUGAGAAGACAGAUUCUCCUGCAGUUAAACAAGAGGUGUCUAAGACUAAUAAACUUGCUCCAGGACAGAAAGCAGCCCCACAGGCCAACAAAUCACCUCCAGGGGGUGUUAAGCAGAACAAAAACGAGAAUUCUGUUACAGAUGCCAAAAGUGAACGUGGUUCCACUUCUUUUUCUGCAAUAAAUCUCUUGCGUCAGAGACUUCAUGAGAAGAUUAAAGAAGCUUCUGGGCGGGACGAUACCAAAGAAUUGCCUCCUUCAGUCCUGGAGAAGAGGCGACGAAGAAAGUAUGAAAAAGAGAGAAAGAAGCGCAAAAGAAAGGAGUUGAAGAUGAAGGCAAAAGCAGUGAAGGAAGAAACUGAGGAGGUACCUAUAGAGCCACAAAGCAAAAAGGAAGAGAGCAAAGCUGAGAUUGUCUUCAACAGGAUCAAAGUGCAUGAAGAGAAUGAGCUGAACAAGAUCCAGAAGAAAAAAGAGAAGAGGAAAGGAGUGAAGGGGAAAAUCACUCCUCUGACAGGUAGGAAUUACAAGCAGCUGCUGAGCAGGCUGGAGAUUCGGAAGAAUAAGCUGGAGGAGCUCAAGGAAAAGGACCAGAAGAAAGCUCAGGAUCUGGAGAUGAAAAUGAAAUGGACAAACGUUCUGUAUAAGGCAGAAGGUGUGAAGAUCCAUGACGAUGAGGAGCGUCUGAAGGAGGCUCUGAAGCGCAAAGAGAAGCGGAAAGCACAGCGCCAAAAGCAGUGGGAGAAGAGAACAGAAAAAGUGGUAGAAAGGAUGCAGCAGCGGCAGGAGAAGCGUCGCAAGAACAUUCAGAAGAAGAAGAAGGAGAAAAUUGAGCAGAAGAAAGCCAAGGCCCGGAAGAAGGGUCGUGUUCUGCCAGAGGACUUGAAAAAAGCUGGCUUGUAGUGGCCCAGGAGGCAGCUGGACUUGUGUCCUGGCCGUGUAAGCUGCAGUUAAAGGCAGUUGAUGGGAUUCUUGUGGCAGUCUUUAAUGGGGCUAUUCCAGCACAUCAGCCUGCAGCUGUCCCAGCCUGGAAUUGAGGUCUGGGGGUGUCACUGUCACCUCUUCCCAAGUCAAUAAUAAUUAAAAAAAAAAAAAAAAA
Messenger RNA from Centrocercus urophasianus (Greater sage-grouse), 1325 nucleotides. RefSeq names its product surfeit 6 (gene SURF6). Bases 59 to 1129 code for a protein of 356 amino acids. Gene Ontology annotation, cellular component: nucleolus. Gene Ontology annotation, molecular function: RNA binding; DNA binding. Gene Ontology annotation, biological process: ribosomal large subunit biogenesis; ribosomal small subunit biogenesis. The record is from RefSeq and is a predicted model, not a curated record. NCBI's taxonomy places the organism in Eukaryota, Metazoa, Chordata, Aves, Galliformes, Phasianidae. The transcript has 4 exons.